Messenger RNA from Camelina sativa (false flax), 531 nucleotides. The record is from RefSeq and is a predicted model, not a curated record. Lineage: Eukaryota; Viridiplantae; Streptophyta; Magnoliopsida; Brassicales; Brassicaceae.
AUGACUUUGGGAAAAGGUUGGAAAGAAUUUGCUGACGCAAAUGACAUAAAGAUAGGCGAACCCUUUAAGAUGGAGUUAAUAUGGGAUGACAAAACCCCUAUGCUUAGUCUGUUGAGGGCAAAGUAUAGCAGUUCAAAAGCUAACGAGGAAGAGUCCAUUUCCUCAGAUUCAUCCCCAACAAUAGAUAACCGAUUGGUGACAUUAACACUCACACAUGAAGAUGUCAAAUCCUGUAAACUGAUUCUUCCAAGUCAAUUCAUGAAGGCUAAUGGUAUCAACAGACUUGGGAAGAUAACUCUUUUGAGUGAAAGCGGAAUUGAAUGGUCAGCAUAUCUGUUGACAAGAGAUGGAAUUGUUUCUUUGGGGAAUGGUUGGGAAGGCUUUUGUGAGGCUAAUGGCGUGAAGUUAGGACAGUGUUUUACUUUGGAGUUCAGUUAUGUACAAGAUACAACUCCGGGGCUGCGCGAACGCAAACCCCCUCUGCCACAAAUAAUGACGCAGGCUCUUCCUCAUGGGAAGACCUUAGGCUAA